AUGUCAGGAUGGGAGACUAUUAAAGAGGAACUUAAUUUACAAGCCCCACCCCCCAAUGACAAGACUCCAGCUCUUAUUGAUAGUAAGACACUUCCCCUAAUGGAGGAUGAAGAUGGAAAUCAUUUUAUUCGGUUUUACUGGUUGGAUGCUUAUGAAGAUAGUUUUCGUCAACCUGGUAUUGUUUAUCUCUUUGGUAAAAUAUGGAUUGAAGAUGCUCGUGCUUACAUCAGCAAUCGCUGUCCUCCUGAUCGACACAUGCCAGCUCGACUACAAGAACACUUGGAUAAGAAAGGUCUCAAACUAGAGAUCACUUCCUCAGAACGAGGAUUGUUAGCUUAUUUUCUUGCAAAAUUAGCUAAAACAGAUCCUGAUAUUAUUAUCGGACAUAAUUUAACAACUCAAUGGUUAGACACUUUACAGCACAGAAUGUUUUCAGUAAAAGUUCCAUCAUGGUCAAGAAUUGGACGAUUAAAAAGACAGAAUAUGCCCAAGGUAUUAGGUAGAGGAACAGUUUAUAGUUUGUGUUGUGGUAGACUAGUGUGUGAUGUCAAACUGUCAGCAAAGGAGUUAAUUCGUUCUCGUAGUUAUGAUCUCUCUGAGCUGGCUAGCUCAGUCUUAAAAAUGCACUAUAAACCAAUGGAAAAUGAAGAUAUAUCAGCUGCAUUUGGGAGUAUUGAUAGUCUAAGUAUGAUGAUAAAACAUACGAUGGAAGAAGCCUUUCUUUCACUUAAACUUACUCAUGAGUUGAGUGUAUUGCCAUUAGCUUAUCAAAUAACUUGUAUAGCUGGUAAUACAAUGAGUCGUACUCUACUGGGAGGUCGAUCUGAACGCAAUGAGUAUCUUUUGUUACAUGCCUUUACACAACAAGGAUAUAUCCCUCCUGAUAAACAAGAGAGUGCAAGACGAACUCAAGUACCUACUGAAGGAGAUGAAGAGGGCGGAGUCAGUACUACUAGCCGACGUCAUAAACCUGCCUAUGUUGGUGGACUUGUCUUGGAUCCUAAAGUUGGAUUCUAUGAUAGGCUCAUUUUAUUGUUAGACUUCAAUUCUCUUUAUCCUACCAUCAUACAAGAAACAAUAUCUGUUUUACAACAAUUGACCACGCCCAUUGUGUUUCUGAUGAAGACUUUUGCUGCCUUGGCACCACCUGGAGACACCCAACCACAAGGUAUAUCAAUAAACCACACCCACUUAAUUAAAAAUAUAUUAGGUAUAUUGCCAUCUGAGAUAAGAGUAUUGGUUGAACGUCGUCGUCAAGUAAAGCAGCUAAUGAAAGGGGCUACCUCAAAAGAUACGAUACAGCAAUAUGACAUAAGACAAACAUUAAAAUUAACUGCUAACAGUAUGUAUGGCUGUCUAGGAUUCUCACAUUCCAGAUUUCAUGCUAAGCCUUUAGCAGCUUUAGUUACUAGCAAAGGAAGACAGAUACUUGAACAGACGAGAGAUUUGGCAACUAAAUUGGGUCUAGAUGUUAUUUAUGGUGAUACUGAUUCUAUUAUGAUAGACAGUGGGACUAGAGAUUUAAAAAAGGCAGAAUCUUUAGCUCAUCAAGUUAAAUCCGGUAAUAAAUUAUAUCGUCUAUUAGAAAUUGAUAUCGAUGGGAUUUUUAAAUGCAUGCUAUUGCUGAAGAAAAAAAAAUAUGCUGCCAUUUCUAUACACAAACACGAUAAUGAGUUGAUAGAAAAACGAGAAUUAAAGGGUAUAGAUAUUGUUAGGAGAGAUUGGUCAGAUCUGGCUAAGAGAGCUGGGCA
This is a messenger RNA of Gigantopelta aegis, 1751 nucleotides long. RefSeq names its product DNA polymerase alpha catalytic subunit-like. Gene Ontology annotation, cellular component: alpha DNA polymerase:primase complex. NCBI's taxonomy places the organism in Eukaryota, Metazoa, Mollusca, Gastropoda, Neomphalida, Peltospiridae. Gene Ontology annotation, molecular function: single-stranded DNA binding; chromatin binding; DNA-directed DNA polymerase activity. Gene Ontology annotation, biological process: mitotic DNA replication initiation; leading strand elongation; lagging strand elongation. The record is from RefSeq and is a predicted model, not a curated record.